Messenger RNA from Conger conger (European conger), 5139 nucleotides. RefSeq lists its product as uncharacterized. The transcript has 25 exons. Gene Ontology annotation, biological process: protein polyubiquitination. NCBI's taxonomy places the organism in Eukaryota, Metazoa, Chordata, Actinopteri, Anguilliformes, Congridae. Gene Ontology annotation, cellular component: nucleus. Gene Ontology annotation, molecular function: ubiquitin conjugating enzyme activity. The record is from RefSeq and is a predicted model, not a curated record. The coding region runs from base 1303 to 4497 and encodes 1064 amino acids.
UGAUUAUCGUCUUAGUUUCGCUUUGUGUUAUGUUUCGAUUUAUGUUUAUUGUUACGUUAACUGGUCGUUGUUAUGCAUACACUUUUACAUGUUUUUCCGCAAACCUUGCGUUCCGCCUUUUCUCUCUCUCUCUCUCUCUCUCUCUCUCUCUCUCUCUCUCUCUCUCUCUCUCUCUCGUUCUGUCCUUCACUCCCCUAAUGUUUCUAUUUGUCUAUUUACUAAAACUACUAACGCUAGAUCAGGAUUGGGUAGAAACUAACAAGACUAAUCAUGUGUUCAUGUUACCUUACGUUUCUCGUGCAUGUCAUUUACUAAUUUACUAAUGCUAGGGCAGGAUAGGUUUAUUACUAACGAUUACUAAUCUCCUUGUUAAACUUGUCAUCCAUCGCACCUGUUUUCCAUUUCCUUGCUACGCUCUAACUAAUUGUCUACACCUGUCUACACCUGCAUUUAUAGCCCAGUCGCGCAACUGUUCACUGCGAAAUUGUCUGCCUCUGUUUACCACGCAACUCUUGAGCAUUAUUUACUGUUUGAUUACACGUUACGAUCCACGCUUGUUUACCGACCAUUGUUUAUUGAUUUCUGUUUUGUGACCAUCGUUUGUUUUUUGACUUCGUCCUUGCCUACCGUUUUUGUACUUUUGCUUCGCUGAUUGUUUCAUGGUUUCGACUCCCGCUUCGUCCACGACUACGCCUCUGCCUGCCGUCCGUCUGUUCAUCUGCCCCGCUGACAGCUCUCCUGCUACCGGACCUCCCUGCAUGUCUACCGACUACGAGUUUGCCUCUUCCCUCGGCACCGUGCUUUUUGUUUGUUUACUUUUUGUUUGGCUGGAUCUACGUGUAUGGACUUUGCUUGUGUUGACUACUCUCCUGGGAUUCGUCCCGAAUAAAGCCCUGAGGGGUCUUUAUAUUACUAUUGUUUCUGAGUCGUGCAUUUUGGGUCCAACCCCCACGCACCCGUCUCAUAUAGUUCUGACCUCAACGGGGAGUUCGUUCCACCACCGUGGAGCCAGAACAUGUGCAAGGAAAUGACUAGCAUUUCACAUGAACUGAAAGUGAAAGUAUUUAUUUUUAUGUGGAAAACGCAGUUAAAUUUUAAUAUUCCUGACUAUUGAUCAGAUGCUAUUCACUGAUGUCUUUCCAUAAUUGUACCAUGUAAGCAGGAAAGCAGAUCAGUUACACGGAUAAACGCUUCUGCUUCAUCAAAGAAAAUAAUCGGGUCAUUGGGUUGGCUCCUCCUCCUAGAGCAUAAACUGGAUUGAAACUGAGCCUGCACUUCAUUGUUCCAACGGGGCCUGGAAAGAUGGAGAAAAUAUAUGCUCUGCUUGAAGAUAGUAGACUGGAGAGUUUCUACAAUAAAUUUCUUGAACUUGGUGUGAAAGAUGAGAAAGACUUCAUUGAUAGCAUUGAUGAUGAAACCUUAAAAGAAAUGGGGUUAAGUCAAGUGGAGAAGAAGAGAUUUGAAACUAUGCGGACACGCAUUGGAAGGCUUGGAAGCGUUAAAAAGUCGAUGCAGAAUUUCAGUGUGAAAUACACAUUCCCCAAAUGUUCUGAGCUCAGGGAGAUCAAUGACAUGGAUCCAUCUCAGAACACACUGGAGGAUCUGAUGCUCCGAAUUGCCAUUCAGGAAAACAUCGGAAAUGACAAAGCUGUGUGUCUUUACACAGUGGAUGGAAUGCCUUUGACAGAUGAUUCUUUCUUCAACACAUGGUGUUUCAAUGACAGACACAUUGAAAACGGAGAUGAGAUUUAUGCCAUAUUCACACCCAAGGAGAACAUCCAGACUCCGGUUAAAAGCAACCCACAGUCCAGACAGGUCCCUGGGGCUGACACUGUCCGGUGCCACAUCAUGCUCAAGGGAGACUAUGAAAUCAAAGUAAACUUGGACACAGACAACCUACAAGACCUGAGAAACGAGCUGUCUAAUGAAACAGGAAUACCAGCACAUGUCCUGCAUCCCAAAGAUGAGGAAGAAGGUGGUGGCACACCCUUGAAAGAUCUUGGCAUCAGCAGUCAGUCAAUUCUGCAUUUCUCCCUUUCGUCACUCAAUGACAAGUAUCAGGAUAAGGCAGUGUUCUUCAACAGUGAUAUUUCAGCUUCCAUCCCACAGACAAAGACAGGAAUGAGUGUUUUCUUCUCAGCCUUACAUGCCAUUCACAUGCAGCAUUCAGAUGAGCAGUUUCUGAAGGUCAUCGCAUACAUACGGAAGCUCACCGGAUGCAAUGCAUUAGCCCUGGCUUUAUAUCAGAUAAUGUGCAAGGGUGAAUUUGGGACCAGGAACCAGAAGAUUGCAGUCGUGGAGGGACUCUACCUUCUCUUCAGAGAACUGUUACCCAGUUUAACCAAGAGGAAUGGUCUGAGGGUGAUUGAAGAUCAUGAGGUUUUUGAAUACUCAACAAUUUGCUGGGCCUACCUGAUGUCUCAAGCGAAGGAAAACAGCCAACAUUCGGAAGUAUAUGCUGCAAUGCGGCUGACAUGUGAAGGAUCAGGCAGUAACCUAUGUGAGCCAGUUCAGAUUCCUGGGAUCGCUUCCGUUUAUGAGAGAGCAUUUAUUCUGGACGAAAUAAGGGAUGAACAAAGAAUUCCAAAUUGCACUGAAGACAGCCUAAAGGAAACAUCACUCCAGAGGGCCAGAAAUAUUGAGAAGAUUUUACUGAGCCUUCCUCGCCAGACUCAGUACUUUCACCAGUGGAUCGCCUAUGAUUGUGGUCAUGGUCACAACUUUCAGGUCAAUCCAGAGAAGACAUAUGAGGAGAUGGCUGAUGGGCUGUCAGCGUAUUCUCACCUGGAACUGACUCCACCUUUGCAACUGAAGAAUUUAGGAAUGGAAGGGCCCCGUCUCAUUCUCAUAGACGAAGAUAACUGUGCAGUUUAUCUGAGACAAAACAAAGGACAAGAAUCACUGGUCCAGGUUUUUGAUUGUCUCGCCGGGAAAGAAAAGGCUGUCGAUGUGAUUGAACUGGCAAAUCGACUCAAAGAUGCCAGAACAGACCAGACAUACAAAAUCGGUGGGGUGCCAGAAGAGGCAAUAAUGGUUCUUGUUGAUGCAAGCUCUUCAAUGGCGGAUGUAUGCUACGAACAGGAUCAGACACGGAGCAGGAUGGAUGUUGUGAAGCAGCUCUUCCUGGCUUUCAUGGCAAGGACCAGCGCAUACUCAUUUCAUCAUAUCAUUGGUCUGGUUAAGUUUGGAGGAUGCUGCCUGGAAUUUCAUGAGUUCACAGAGACUGUUGGAGUUUUUCAGAGGUAUGUCAACAGUCUUGAAGCCUGUGGAUGCACUCCCCUGUACGAUGCCUUGAAUCUUGGAAUUUCCAAGCUGAGCGAUGUCAAGAAGAAAUUUCCAGACUGCAGACUCCGCAUGCUGUGCCUCAGUGAUGGGAAUGAUGAAGGUUCUAGCCGUGAUCCUGUCAAAGUUGCAGUCAGGCUGAUUGACGCCCACAUUGUAGUGGACACUGUCAUCCUUGGAGGAGAGGAAAACAGUGUCCUGCAUGGAAUCAGCAAUGUGACAGGAGGUUGCUGUUUCAAACCAGAGACAGGUAAAGAGGCAUUAAAACUCUUUGAAAUGGAAACUGUCCUGUCUUUGAAGGGAAGGAAACUGAAGAAAAAACAUGUGGCAUCCUCUAUCAAAGGACUGGCUGAUUUGUCUGGCAUUUUGCAAAAAAAGGGCUAUGACAAGGAACCGGAGGUUUUACUUCCUAAAGAGGUCAAUGACAAAGUGACGUUGCCACUAAUUGCUUUGAAUAAUGCACCCAAGCAAACCACAGAAAUGAGCAGGGAGAGACGAAUUCUGGAUGAGCUGAGGAGUCUGCACGUGGAUCCCCAUCCGUACUGCACAGUGUUUCCCUCUGAGACCGACUUCAGUUUCUGGAAGAUUCUGAUGUCAGGGCCUCCUGAUACACCAUAUGAAAAAGGAAAUUUUGAGCUCUACUGCCAAUUUGGGGCAGAUUACCCCCUCAAACCCCCUCAAGUGCGUUUCCUCACUCCUAUCCACCACUGCAAUGUGAACAGUAUCGGACGUAUCUGUCACAAUAUAUUUGAUGGGAACUACUCUGCAAACGUAACAAUGAAAGAGAUUCUGGAUUCAGUGUUCGGACUCCUGAUCGCAGCUGAGCCGGAUGAUCCUUUGGACAGUGUCGUAGCUGAGGAGUUCCUGUCCAAUCCACAGGCUUAUGUGAAACAAGCUGAAAAGACCACUGUAGAAGCAGCAGGUACAUCGUUGGAAGACAUGGAGAAGAAAUUGGUGGCUGAAUCUUUGAACAAAGUCCAAAUUCCUCGUCAUUUAAUUUGCCAGCUCUCAGGAAAGAUGUUUAUUGAUCCAGUGUCAACCAAAUACGGAGAUGUCUAUGAAAGGAAAUGCAUAGAAAAGGAACUGAUAAAGAAACAGGAAGAUCCAUUUAACAAAAAGCCUCUGGAAAAAACUGACCUGAAGCCAAACAGAAAAAUGAAAGCUAUGGUAAAGGAGCACCGGAGCCAUGAAAUUUCACAGCCUCUUUCUAAUUGAAUAAGUGUUUGGACUGUUGGGGGGGCUCAUCCUGAUGGACCCCACAGUUACAGGCAUUGUAAAUGAUGAAAACCAAAAAAUAUCUACCACAGGAAUCAUCACUGUCUUAUGCCCUCAAGGUCUACAGUAUGACAUGUCCUGAUUUAUCAUACUAUGCACUAUAAGUAAGACCCCUUUGAGUAGUUCAAAAUGAGUACACUAUCGACAUUUUUCCUAUUUGUUUAUUAUUAAAGAAUCUGUAUCUAUCUAUGCUUGAUUGGCAACAUUAAUUUAGCUUUGAUUAGCUCAAUUGUGAACAAAACAAUUGUUUUUAGAGUGAUUCGCAAAUACUGCCUUCUCUGUGAUGACUCAUUCAGGGCUUCUGUUGUGUUUUUAGCAGAUGCCAUAUUACAUCUUUUCUGACUGGGCUUCUUUUAGGGAUUUUUAUUUUGACCAGUUGUCCUUUUCUGCUAAUAAAUAUACUGAAUAACAUAUUUUUGUUAGGAAUUAAAAUAUAGUUGUCAAUAGUUAAUGGAAGAAUAGACAUACAGACAUACCAUCAACUGUGAAAAUGAAAAUGUGAUUUUAUCUUUUCUGAGCUGCAUAUUUCACAGCAAUGAAUUUGUAAAGCACAAAUUGCAAUAAAUUAAAGUCUUUCAAUAU